AUGGUCUACCGGCCCGCGUCGCUGAAGUUCACCAUUGAUAACAUCCUCAACAGGGACUUCGACGGAGUUCGCUGUAAACUGCGGCUGGACGCGGAGAGCCGCUGCUCGCCGUGUGGAGAGCGGACACGGCUGACUGCGCAGCCCGUCUCCGGACAAACAGCGUCCAGAGGAGCCGGAGCCGAAGCUGAAGCGGACUCUCUGAGCCUCGCUGUGGACGAAGAGGACGAGCCGAGGGAGAGCGACAAGUGUCCGAAAAGCGAGGACGACGACAGCCAUGAACUUCAUGUUAAAAGCAACAAGAAGAGCAGACCGCUCACCAAGAAGAAAACGCGCACUAUUUUCUCCAAGAGGCAGAUCUUCCAGUUGGAGUCCACCUUCGACAUCAAGCGCUACCUGAGCAGCGCGGAGCGGGCGUGUCUGGCCAGCUCCCUGCAGCUCACAGAGACGCAGGUGAAGAUCUGGUUUCAGAACCGCAGGAAUAAACUGAAACGGCAGCUCUCCACGGACUUCGAGGGCCCGUGCUCUGCUGAACAUCUCUCCGAGGUGGCGAAGGUGAUGCAGCUGCAGAGUCCGUACAAAGACAGUGUCGGGGGCUCCGUGCUGGGGGGAUGCUUGUUACCGAUGCCUGUCCCGGUCAUGUACCACGGAAGCACGACGCCUUACCUGUACUUUUCAAACGCCAGCAAGUAUUUCAGCGUUUUCGAUGGAGACGUGUGACUCUCUGCAGACUGUUCCGGGUCGGAGGACGAUUAUAAAAACAUUGGGGAUCACAGCUGUGGAAAGUAUGUAUCGCCUGAAACGACACCGUUUAGUCUGUGAUAGUCUGAGUCAUUUUUAUAAUGGCUGUUUCCUAUGCAAUAUGUACAUAAGGGAUACCCCUAAAAUACCCCGACGUUCUUUGUUUUUUUUCCUUUUUUCUUUUAUUUUUUAAGGCUCUUCCACGCA
Molecule: messenger RNA, 945 nt
Organism: Colossoma macropomum (tambaqui)
Lineage: Eukaryota; Metazoa; Chordata; Actinopteri; Characiformes; Serrasalmidae
Product: homeobox protein HMX3-B-like
Exons: 2
Coding region: 1-717 (238 amino acids)
Biological process (GO): regulation of transcription by RNA polymerase II
Cellular component (GO): nucleus
Molecular function (GO): DNA-binding transcription factor activity, RNA polymerase II-specific; RNA polymerase II transcription regulatory region sequence-specific DNA binding
Source: RefSeq, a predicted model, not a curated record